UGAGGAUGGAUGUGUUAUUUCCUCCCAGAAAAAGAAACUGGCAUUCAGAGAGGUUAAGUGAUAGAGUCAAACUGAGUAGUUUGAGUUUGAAUGUAGGGCCAUCUGGAUUUACACUUCCUGACAUUUAAUUGCCUUUCCUCUGCUCCCAAGGAAUGGGAGCUAUUCUCCCUUUCCCCUCCCCCACAUGUCAGGCCACCACUCAGAGAAACUGAAGAAAUUUGGGACCAGAGCCUGGACUGAGUAGAAUGAUAAAUUGCAUUAUUAUUUCUGUUUUCUCCUCAGGAAUGGUCAGCAAGACUCAGAAAACAGACCUGGGUCUGAGGCUCCCAGAGAAGAAGAAGAAGAAGAAGAAAAAGAAGGUGGUUACAGAGGUCCCAGAACCAGAGACUCAAUACUCAGUUUUAAAUAGUAAUGAUUAUUUUGUAGAUGUUUCUCCUCCGAGGGUCACAUCUCCCUUUAACAAUGUGGGUGAAGGGCAGGUCUUCGAGGUGCCACUGGGCAAGAAAAAGAAGAAGAAAAGGUCCCCUGGCACUCACUUGGAUGGGCACCUGGAGCCUGAGCCCACACGGGCAAGGCAGAGAAAGACAUCCAGUCCUAGAAGGCAGGUCCUUGAGCAGUCAGCAGAAUGCCUCAUCAGAGAGCAGAAAAAGAAAAGGCGGAAGUCCUUACUACAGACCACCUCCCGAGCCUCUGGGCUGAAGACCUCCCCAGACCCCAAGCAUCCCGAGGAGGUAAGCAAAGCUGGUAAGAAGUCAAAAAAACACAGGAAAGAUAAAGCAGUUCCCCACAUCACGGCCUUUGCCCCCCAGGACUCUUGGUUCCAUGGGGCUGGGGAUGCUCUGCACCCACACUCAGAGUGGGCAGAGGCUAAGGAUCAGAUGGCCUUGGGACAGAAAAGGAAGCAGGGGAGCCCCAGAGAUCACAGCAUGAAAAAGAAGAAGAAGAAGACACACCAGGAGGGAGACAUCCUCCUGGUCAACUCCAAGCUCUCCAUGGAGAACAGCCUGAGGAAAGGAAGUAAGAAGUCAGUCAAAAGUGAAGCUUUGGAGUUCAUCCCGAUAGACUGCCCAAAGGCCCCUGGGAAGAAGAAAGUAAAAUCCAAGAAAAAGGUGGAGCAGCCAGUUGGUGAAGGGCUGGCUGUGAAAAGGAAGAAAAAGAAGAAGAGGAAAGAGAGCGGAGUAAAGGAAAACCCUUGGCAGGAGAAAGAGGAGUCAGACACAGACUUGGAGGUGGUACUGGAAAAGAAAGGCAACAUGGAUGAGGCCUGCAUAGAUCAGGUGAGACGGAAGGCCUUGCAAGAAGAGAUUGAUCGUGAGUCAGGCAAGACAGAUGCUUUAGAACCCAAGAAGUGGACGGGAACUCAGUUUGGCCAGUGGGACACUGCCAGCUUUGGAAAUGAAGACCAGAAACUGAAAUUCCUAAAGCUUAUGGGUGGCUUUAAGCAUCUGUCCCCGUCAUUCAGCCAUCCUCCCAGCAUGACUAGCAGGUCCAACAUGGCCCUGGACAAGAAGUCUUCGGACAUGCUCCAGCAGAGUCUACAGCAGGACUAUGACCGGGCCGUGAGCUGGAAGUACAGCCGCCGUGGGGCUGGCUUAGGCUUCCCCUCUGAGGCCCGCAAGGUCUUCUACAUUGACCGCAACGCCUCCAAGUCUAUCAAGUUGCAAGAUUAAAUUUUAUUGUCCUGAUGCUCAAACUGCAUUUCUUGAUCAGUUUUGCAUCUGUCCAGUUGGCUUGAACCAGUCACCUGCAGCUAUUGAGGACCAUUCAUGAUGAGUUUUGGACAAGCUGGUGGAGGCUGCUGUGUGUCAGGAGCCAGUGUGAAUGGCUAGAGCCUUAAUAUUUUCUGUGUUAAACCUCCCACCUCCUUGGGUGGCAGUGUUUUAAUAGUAGCUAGCAGUUGUUGAUGUGCACACAUAGGGCCCUAACUAAAGUGUUUGCCUUGCAUUGAUGUACUUAAACCUGAUUAUGGAAUGGGUGCUAUUCUCAUGUCCAUCUUACAGAUGCAGCAACUUAAAAGUUCAGGGAUAAAGUGGUAAAACUGCCCAGGGUCACCCUCCACUAAGUGCCAUCAAGAGCACUUCACCCAGAGUCACUCAAUGAUCAGUGAAAGGAGAAAGCAAGUGUUCGCCAUGAUCUGCGCUGGGACCAGCAAGUUUGUCUUCCUUUCCCCUUUCCAGGAGGCAGCCGAGGCCGAGCUCCUCUUUGGCAGAUACACCUCUGAGCUAGCUUCUUUCCAGCUGCCAUUCUUCCAUAUGACUGCUGUGCUUGGAUUUCAUGGUUCUGCAUUGAUUGGCUCUCAAACAAGGCAUUUUGGGGUAAUCCUGCAUAGAGACACAUGGCAGGUUCUCAGCAGCAUGUUCCAUAUUUAUGUUCACAAGAGAGAAGACGCUGGUGUGAUGAAAUCCAAUGGAAGGAAGGAUUGAGAGGAAGGUGCUUCGUCUGCUGCAGGCAUCAUCCCUGCCCUGAAUUCCAGCAAGCUUCAGGGAGCUCCAGACACAGAGACCAUGGGACAGAACCUUCUCUUCCACCAGCUUUUGGCAGUCUGGCAUCAAGGUUCAGAUAAGGACAAUUUCUGAUCUCUUGGCCUAGCACCUCACAUAGACAUCCCAUUGCAGGCCUGAUCUCACAGGCAGAAAUACUGGCCAAGGGGUUGGGGCAUGGAGGGAUUGAUGCUGCACUCAUCCAGGACAUUGAUUCCCAUCUUCAGGGUUGGUGUCGGCAAGCUGGUAGGAAGAUGGCAGAGGCAAUUCCAGGCUGCAAAUGUCCUAUAGCAU
Acomys russatus (golden spiny mouse) is the source of this 2774-nucleotide messenger RNA. It is a transcript of the gene Knop1, whose product is annotated as lysine rich nucleolar protein 1. The transcript is spliced from 4 exons. Lineage: Eukaryota; Metazoa; Chordata; Mammalia; Rodentia; Muridae. Bases 246 to 1670 code for a protein of 474 amino acids. The record is from RefSeq and is a predicted model, not a curated record.